Dioscorea cayenensis subsp. rotundata (Guinea yam) is the source of this 8286-nucleotide messenger RNA. RefSeq names its product piezo-type mechanosensitive ion channel homolog. NCBI's taxonomy places the organism in Eukaryota, Viridiplantae, Streptophyta, Magnoliopsida, Dioscoreales, Dioscoreaceae. The record is from RefSeq and is a predicted model, not a curated record. The coding region runs from base 346 to 7821 and encodes 2491 amino acids. The transcript is spliced from 21 exons.
UACCGCGUUCCGUUCGGGACGGAGCCAGCCCGCUCUUCUUCCUCUUUCUAAUUUUUUUUUGGGGGUCUUUUUCGAUCGAAGAAAAAAGAGAGAGAGAGAGAGAGAGAGAGGGAGCCAGCGGUGCUGACGCCUUCCUUCGAUCCGAUCGAUUCCGAGAAAUUCGAGAACGUGAGAUCACGAUUCUCAAAAUUCGGUGCGAGGAUCGGUGUUUUUUCUCCAGUUUUUGGAUUUGCCGUGACGAUUUUUGAUGUUUUCUCGGCAUGGGUUUUGGUUUUCCGAGUGGGAUUAGGGUUUUCGCUUUUGGAUUUUGGGUUCUUUGAGGAAAGGAAGCGGUGACGUUGGAGAAUGGGGCGUUUUCUUGGACGGUUCCUGCUGCCUUUUCUCCUUUUGGCAGCUUCUUUACAUGACUGGAGUUUGAUUUCUCUUGUCAAUUUAUUGAUGUUUAUUGCCUUUCAGUUUACUUCUUCAAGACAAGAAUUCCGUUUUCGGAGGCUGUAUUUAUUAUCUCGGGGUGUUGUUGUAUUCUCUUUGCUUUCUAUAGUAGCUGAGGUUAUAUUUCAGAUUUUAUGGUGUAUUGAGGGUGAAGGAUGGAGUAUGGCCGAUGCUCGGUGGGCCAAGCUUGUUGGGUUUGUUAGGGUACAGCCAUGGGGAUCAACAUCUGUUAUUUACAUUGUGGUCAUACAGCUAGCAGUUGCUUUGGUUUCUGUUGUUGAGGCCUUUGGAAGUAACCUUGAUCGAGAUUCUUGUUGGUUGAAUUUUUCAGCAGCCUUUGAUCGCAUAGGUUCCCAUCUCAAGGUUGCCUGCUGUUUGUUUUUGCCUGCUAUGCAGUUGGUUGUGGGGAUUAGUCAUCCCUCUUGGAUUUCUUUGCCAUUUUUCAUUUGCAGCUGUGUUGGUCUCGUUGAUUGGUCUCUAACAAGCAAUUUUCUUGGCCUUUUUCGGUGGUGGAGGCCUUUGCUAUCAUAUGCAUGCUUCAGCGUCCUUCUCCUUUAUGUCUACCAGCUUCCAGUACAAUUUCCAAGUGCGGUCUUGAUAAUUGCUGACUUCAUUGGUUUAUUUAAAGUGACCAAUAUGUCAGAGUGGCCAGAACUUUUUUCUGGCAUUUCUCUACUAAUGUAUUUUUUCAUGUUGUCCUCUGUUAGAAGUGAUUUGGAAGAAAUGGAUUCUAUUAUUUCCAUGCAAGACAAUACUUUGACUGAGCGACUUAUUCCAUCAAACCAUUCAUUUUUCAUUCGUGAAUCUCGGUCGGGUGUUAGACACACUAACGUGUUAUUAAGACGAUCAGUUUUCAGAACUUUCAGCAUUAACUUUUUCACUUAUGGUUUCCCGGUUUUGUUGUGUGCACUUUCAUUUUGGAGCUUCACAUUUGCUAGUAUAUGUGCUUUUGGAUUACUUGCUUAUGUCGGCUACGUUUUGUAUGCUUUCCCCUCCUUGUUCCGGUUGCAUCGUUUGAAUGGGUUGCUGCUUAUUUUCAUUCUCCUUUGGGCUGCUAGCACAUAUGUGUUCAAUGUGGCAUUCACAUUCCUGAACAAAAAACUCCGCAAGGACAUGGAGAUUUGGGAAACAAUUGGAUUUUGGCACUAUCCCAUUCCGGGUUUUUUCCUACUAGCACAGUUUUGCCUAGGCGUCCUUGUGGCAGUCGGUAAUCUUGUGAACAACUCUGUCUUUCUAUACUUUUCUGAUGAUGAUGGGCGAUCCAGACAUGAUGAUCAUACGGUUGAAGAUAAGGAAGAUACGAAGGUAUUGGUUGUGGCUACCAUAGCAUGGGGUUUGCGCAAAUGUUCUCGUCCUAUUACCCUUGGUCUUAUUUUCCUUCUCGCGAUGAAGCCUGGCUUUAUUCAUGCAGUUUAUAUGUGCUUCUUCUUGAUCUUCCUGCUAAGCUAUUCUAUAAGCAGAAAGAUGCGUCAAGCAUUGAUUUUAUUCUGUGAGGCACAUUUCUCAAUUUUGUAUAUUCUUCAGCUGAACCUUGUCACCAAGAUUUUGGGGCAUGGUGGUUCCUUAACUAUGGAAAUUCUGUCACAAUUAGGGCUCUCGGGUAAUGCUACCUUUGGGAACUUCAUGGAAAUUGGUGUCCUCUUGUGCUUUUGUGCAGUGCAGAAUCAUGGGUUUAAAAUGCUGUUUGCAUUUUCUGCCAUUAUACAGCACACUCCAUAUCCUCCAUUUGGGUUUAGCAUACUGAAAGCUGGCUUGAACAAAUCUGUGCUACUCUCAGUUUAUGCAUCAGCAGGUUCCCGGAGCAGUCAGUCAAGCAAGUCUUCACAUGAGAAAUUGAUUGCAACAUAUCUUGGCAAAGUUGGCCAGAAAUUUUUAUCUACGUAUCGGUCAUAUGGGACAUACAUUGCAUUUGUGACCAUUCUUCUUACAGUUUAUUUGAUGGUUCCUAAUUAUAUAUCAUUUGGAUACCUUUUCUUCCUGAUGUUUUGGAUAAUCGGAAGGCAACUUGUGGAGAAGACUAGAAGGAGACUCUGGUUUCCUUUAAAAGUAUACACAACCAUAGUCUUUGUUUUCACCUAUAGCUUGAGCAUUUCUUCUAGUUUUAUGAUGUGGUUGUCCAAAAUUAUUACUCUUUAUCCUGAUUUGGGAUUCAAUCCUGAAGCCUCUUUACUGGAGAAUGUUUGGGAGUCCUUAGCUGUUUUGAUUGUAAUGCAACUUUACAGCUAUGAACGUUUACAAAGUAGGCACAACAGAACGGCUGAUUCUUCUGACGCAUCAGAGCUUGGGAUCUUGGGGUUUGUCCGAAGGUUUCUUAUCUGGCACAGCGACAAAAUUUUGUCAGCUGCGGUUUUUUAUGCUUCUAUAUCUUCCAUAAGUGCUUUUGGAUUUCUAUAUCUUGUGGGCCUCAUUAUCUGUUCUACUUUACCUAAAGCUUCUACGGUGCCUUCCAAAUUCUUCUUGGUCUACUCUGGUCUUCUUGUGGCUUGUGAAUAUCUGUUUCAAAUGUGGGGUAAACUGGCAUACAUGUUUCCUGGUCAAAAAUUUUAUGGUUUGUCACUUUUCCUUGGUUUGAAGUCUUUUGAUUCUGGAUUUUGGGGUCUUGAAUUAGGCUUGAGGGGGAAAAUACUGGUGAUUGUUGCGUGCACCCUUCAAUAUAAUGUUUUCCGUUGGCUUGAAAAGAUGCCAAACCAUCUAAUAAAUGAGGGAAAGUGGGAAGAACCUUGCCAGUUGUUUAUUUCAGCAGAAUAUACCUCGGCAGAUACCAGAGGAAAUGCAACACCUGUAGAUUCUGCUCUUGUGUUUUCCAAACAAAGAGGUACCACCUCCAAGUCAUGGCCAUCAUUUAGCUCUGUUGCCUUUGAAGUAUCUGAUCAAAUGGCUAGUUUGGCAAGAGGUACAGGGAGUAGCACUAGUAGAUACUCGUUUGGCUAUAUAUGGGGCAGUUCUAAAGAGAGCCAUAAGUGGAACAAGAAACGCAUCAUUGCUUUGAGGAAGGAGAGGUUUGAAAUGCAGAUAACUACACUGAAAAUCUAUAUGAGAUUCUGGAUUGAAAAUCUAUUCCAGCUCCGAGGUCUUGAGAUUAACAUGGUUGCUUUACUUGUAGCAAGUUUUUCUGCAUUGAAUGUUAUCUCAAUGUUUUACAUAAUGUGCUUAAUUGCAUGUAUCCUUCUGAAUCGACAAGUUAUCCGGAGAUUGUGGCCCAUAUUUGUUUUCUUAUUUGCUGUUAUCCUUGUGCUCGAGUACUUUGCCAUUUGGAAAAAUCUGAUUCCUUGGAUCCAUGGCCCUAGCGAGGUGAAUGUUCACUGUCAUGAUUGCUGGAGUAGCUCAAGUCUUCAUUUCAGAUACUGCAUGAAAUGCUGGCUGGGAGUAAUUGUUGAUGAUCCACGUAUUGUUGUCAGUUACUAUUUGGUUUUUAUAUUCUCUUCUUUUAAACUCCGUUCUGAUCAUUUAGAUGGUUUCUCUGACUCGCACACAUACCAGCAGAUGAUGUCUCAAAGGAGAAAUGCGCAAGUUUGGAGAGAUCUCUCUUUUGAAACAAAAAGCAUGUGGACCUUUCUAGAUUAUUUGAGGCUAUAUUCUUAUUGUCAUCUUUUAGACAUUGUUCUGGCAUUAAUUUUGAUAACUGGAACGCUAGAGUAUGAUGUCCUUCACCUCGGCUACCUUGGUUUUGCACUGGUUUUCUUUCGAAUGAGGCUUGAGAUACUGAAAAAGAAGAACCAAAUUUUUAAAUUUUUGCGACUAUAUAAUUUUGUGGUCAUUGUUCUUUCUCUGGCAUAUCAAUGUCCUUAUCUUGGAGACUACAGCUCUGGCAAGUGUGGGACAACUGACUAUAUAUAUGAGAUCAUUGGAUUUUAUAAGUAUGAUUAUGGAUUCCGGAUUACUUCAAGAUCUGCCUUGGUUGAAAUUAUUAUCUUUUUAUUGGUAUCAAUGCAAUCUUACAUAUUUUGCUCCCGAGAAUUUGACUAUGUUGCAAGAUAUCUUGAGGCCGAGCAGAUUGGUGCUAUGGUACGUGAACAAGAGAAGAGGGCAGCAUGGAAAACUGAACAAUUGCUGCACAUUCGCAAAUCAGAAGAACAAAAACGGCAACGUAACUUGCAAGUGGAGAAAAUGAAAUCUGAGAUGCUAAAUUUGCAAAGCCAACUAAAUAGCAUGAAUGGUGUCACAAAUCUUGGUAGCACUUCUCCACAAAACAGAGGCCUUCGAAGAAGAAAGAAUCCCGCAGUCGCUGCUGAAACUGGCAAGUUACAAGGAAAGGAAGAUAUCUUAGAUUCUGAGGACCAGGAUUUGAAUACAGAUUCAAUUAAUUCAUUUGGCUUUGCUCUACCUGAUACCCAGGGAAGGGAAUUAAUCUCACACGUAUCAUAUGAUAUACUACAAUCUCCUAAGAGUGCUAAAAGUGAAAGCUCAUUAGCAAUGGACAUGAAGCAUUUACAGGACUCUCUUUGUGAGAUAAGUGAAUUAGGAGAAGGAGAUGAUACUGCAUACCAAAGUGUUGAGAAAGAUUCAAAAGAAAAGGGUAAGGGUAAAGAAAAUCCUCUAGUUUCAGCUGUGCAAUUGAUAGGUGAUGGUGUUUCUCAAGUCCAGUCCCUUGGAAAUCAGGCGGUUACCAACAUUGUGAGUUUCUUGAAUAUUGAACAUGGGGAAUCAGAUUCAAAUGGUCAUUCUUCUGCUGAGGAUGGGGUUUAUGAUGAAAUUGAAAGUCAGAAUAAAAUAGGACAUGGGCAUUUUGAUCGGACAACAUCAGUUUGUUCAGCUAGUGGAACCACGAUGCCUGCAGCCAGCCUUCAGAUAGGUAGAAUAUUUCGUUUCAUAUGGUCACAAAUGCGGUCUAACAACGAUGUUGUUUGCUACUGCUGCUUCAUUCUAGUCUUUCUCUGGAAUUUCAGCUUGCUUUCCAUGGUUUACCUUGGAGCUCUUUUUUUGUAUGCUCUUUGUGUAAAUUCUGGUCCUACUUAUUUAUUCUGGAUUAUUAUUCUAAUCUACACAGAGUUCAAUAUUUUGGUUCAGUAUUUGUAUCAGAUUAUUAUCCAGCACUGUGGAUUGAGUAUCAAUCUUAAAAUACUGCAGAGGUUGGGGUUUCCUGAUCACAAGAUUACAGCAUCAUUUGUUGUUAGCACCCUUCCUCUCUUUCUUGUGUACAUAUCAACCCUUCUUCAGAGUUCUAUAACUGCUAAAGAUGGUGAGUGGGCACCUGUAACAGAAUUUAAGCUUUUUGGUAUGAGAAGUCCUCACAAGGAUGACCAUGUGGUGACCUAUAGUUGGGGAAUGAGGGUAUGGCGUUUCCUCUCUCCAGUAAUAGAGAUAAUAAAGAUAGUAUCAAGAGGUUUCACUCGGUAUUGGAUGUCAUUGACACAAGGAUCUGAAGCUCCUCCACAUUUUGUGCAAUUGUCAAUGAAAGUUGAUGAGUGGCCUGAUGAUGGGAUCCAGCCAGAGAGGAUUGAAUCUAGAAUAAAUCAGUUGCUCAGAGUAGUGCAUGAGGAAAGAUGCCAAGUGAAAAUUCCAAAUUCAUGCCAUUCUGUCAGCAAAGUUCGAAUUCAAAGCAUUGAAAAAAGUCAAGAAAGCGCAAAUGUUGCUCUUGCUGUUCUUGAAGUUGUUUAUGCUUCUCCUUCAGUAGGAUGCCCAGCAGUAGAAUGGUACAGAUCUUUAACUCCAGCUGCUGAUGUAGCAAGUGAGAUUCUUAAAGCAAAAAGCAUGGGGCUCAUCGAAGAAAUAGACUUUCCAUACCCUAUAAUAUCUGUAAUUGGAGGUGGCAAAAGAGAAAUUGACCUAUAUGCUUAUAUAUUUGGUGCUGACUUGGCUGUUUUCUUUUUAGUUGCCAUGUUCUACCAGUCUGUCAUAAAGAACAACAGCAAAUUUCUGGAUGUUUAUCAGCUUGAAGAUCAGUUCCCCAAGGAGUUUGUAUUUAUCUUGAUGAUUCUGUUUUUCUUGAUUGUGCUUGAUCGGAUCAUAUAUCUUUGUUCCUUCGCCGCAGGCAAACUCAUUUUCUAUAUUUUCAACCUUAUCCUAUUUACAUAUUCAGUCACAGAGUAUGCUUGGUAUAUGGAGCCAUCUCACCAACGUGUAGGAGGAUUUGCUCUUCGUGCUAUCUAUUUAACAAAAUCAGUUUCCUUAGCACUGCAGGCAUUGCAAAUUCAACAUGGAAUUCCUAAUAAAAGUACUUUAUAUCGUCAAUUUUUGACAAGCAAAGUUACGCAAGUCAACUAUCUGGGUUUUCGACUUUAUCGAGCUUUACCAUUUCUGUAUGAACUGCGUUGUGUGCUUGAUUGGUCCUGUACGACAACUUCUCUAACAAUGUAUGACUGGCUAAAGUUGGAGGACAUCAAUUCAAGUUUAUUUCUUGUAAAAUGUGAUGCUGUUUUGAACAGAGCAGGGCAUAAGCAAGGAGAGAAGCAAACAAAAACAACCAAAUUUUGUAGUGGCAUUUGUUUGUUCUUUAUAUUGAUUUGUGUCAUUUGGGCUCCUAUGCUGAUGUACAGCAGUGGCAACCCAACUAACAUUGCCAACCCUAUUAUAGAUGUGACUGUUCACGUAGAUAUUAAAGCUGCUGGUGGAAGGCUGACUCUUUUUCAAACUACACUUUGUGAAAGAUUUCCAUGGGAUAAGCUGGAUUUUCGUGAAGAUCUCGACCGUGAUCAUUUUCUGGAUACGUAUAAUGUGAAUGAUAUUCAACUGAUUUGUUGUCAAGCUGAUGCCAGUGCAGUGUGGCUGGUGCCUCCUAUGGUUAAGAAUAGGUUUAUUAAAUCCCUUGAUUAUGACAUGGAUAUAAUUUUCACAUGGUUAUUUACCAGGGAGAGGCCAAAGGGGAAGGAGGUUGUGAAAUAUGAGAUCACUGUUGAAGAUGUGCCCAGUGCAUCUACAGUUCAACAAGUACUUAAUGGGUCUGCUAAAGGUUUUGCAAUAUAUAAUGUGUAUCCCAGGUACUUCAGAGUCACUGGAUCAGGUGAAGUGCGGCGCCUUGAGCAAACAGUAAGUUCAGUCAGCGGUGAGCUUGUCUUAAAUCAAGAGAGCUUACCAUGGUGGUCCUUCUAUGAUGUCAAUGCAUCGGAUGUGGUGGGUUGUAAUGAGUUGACUGGACCUAUGGCUAUUGUUGUUUCAGAGGAGACUCCACAGGGAAUCCUAGGAGAAACUUUGAGCAAGUUCAGCAUCUGGAGUCUCUACCUGACUUUUGUGCUCGCUGUUGGUCGGUUUAUUAGACUUCAAUGUUCUGAUCUGAGAAUGAGAAUACCCUUUGAGAAUCUUCCUUCAUGUGACAGGCUAAUAGCUAUCUGUGAAGACAUCUAUGCUGCACGUGCAGAGGGUGAGUUGGAAGUCGAAGAAGUACUUUACUGGACGCUUGUCAAAAUUUACAGGUCCCCUCACAUGCUUCUAGAGUACACAAAACCUGAUUAAAGCAAUGUUGGAAAUGAACAAAUACCGUUUUCACAAGGAGAGUUCUGCUUAUUGAAGCAGAUGCUCAUUCUAGAUCAAAGUAUGGGAGGGAGUGAAAGGAAUUGUUGCCGAUUGAUCUAAUAAAGUACCAAUUUAUCUGAGUUCGCCGAUGCCAUUGGUUCAUUGAGCCUUUUCUUGGCAAAUUUAUUCUUUGUGCUCACACAAUAAGUGUCAUCACUUGAGUCAUGGUAUGCCAUAUGAGAUCCUUCUUCCCCAAAGUACUGUUCAUCAUUCUGGCAGUAUUUGUUGUAAAUUAUGAUCGUUUGAGCCUAAAACUUGUACUGCUGCUGAUCCUGGCCAGGUUGUAUUAUACUUUCCAUCUUCUGGAUUAAAUUACAUGUAUAUAAAUUUUGUGUACAGUAGUAAUUGAGACAGAGACUUGAUGCUUAGAAAAUGAAAGUUUUCUCAAUAUUUUUCUUUAUGAUC